AUGGCGUUCGACAGCGAACCUGUGCGCCCUAGCAGCUGUCCUCUGCCAGGUGAAAUUCUGCGAACAGUCAUCUCGCAUGCAGAGCCAACGCAAAUGAAAGAUCUGGCGCUCGUGUCUCGAGACUUUCACGACACCGUGAGCUCGAUACUCUAUAGACACAUCCACCACACCUUUACUGAAGCCGAGGACGAGGAUGGGCUCAUGCCUGUCGACCUUCUAGCUACCGUCCUUGAAACUCUCGCGGGAGGCGACCACAACUACGCAAAAUACAUCAAAUCAUUUACCAUUGACGCAGAAUCCAGCUCUUGCGCCAAAAAGAUUACACACGAGUUAAAGUACGAUUGCUCGUCUGGAAAACUGUUGAAUGCCUUGUUGCUGGCUGCGCUGAAGAACGCGUCGACAUUGGAGACCUUCAACUGGGAUAUCGGCGUUGAACUAAGUCAAUCGUUUCUGCUAUCUCUUAGCCAGAAGACAACCCUUCAGCAUUUAUACUUGCGUCUCCAAAAAGGCCCUUCACUUCAUUCACGUUCAAUCAUGAACACAUUUCACUCACCCCCACCGUCGAAUCACCCCCCCAUCAAUGUACAUCAUCAUCAUCACCACCACCACCCGGACUACAUUUCUCCCAACCAAAAUCUUUUCGGACACCCAAACCCGCCCGUUCCGUUUGCUGCAAACCACCAUACCCAGCUCAACAAUAACGCCCGUCUUGGUCGAAAGCUAGGAACGGCCAAGCUUGCCGAUGUUCCCAAAAACAUUUCUCGAUUUUCUAACCUGAAGACUUUGGCUGUCCUGGACAUUGACGAUUAUGAGUACAUCCCAGAAAUUGCCGAGUGCGUUGCCAAUUCUGGGCCUCUGCUGCAAACCUUGAAGCUGUCGUUCUCCAAAAGCCUAGCAUGGAAAACACGGACCAAAACCGUCAACGAGAACAACGACUCUGGAGUAUCCGCAGAUGACGACGCCGAUGAUUUUAAUCCUAGUUUGCCCCAUCCGCCUCCGCAAUUCAUGGUAGUCCCCAACGAAUCGCCAGGAUCCCCCACUCAAUUGCCCACCAGCAUGGCUGAGGUUCGCAAGGACAGACAUCGCCAAGAAGAGGCUUUGUCUGCAAUACUUGGUCUUGCAAAAACCGGGCAAGAUCCAUCUAUUGACCGAAUGUUUGAAAUGGCUAUCUUGGCUGCACACAAGGAUGUUCAACGAGCCCAUGAAACGACUGUCGCUAGAAACGUUGCUUUUGCUAAAGUCGUGGGGAAAGUUGCUGAUGGCUUGCUAUCAUCUAGUCGUAAGAUCAUACCACGAGAAAAGCACGCCCUGGAGAAAAUCAGCAAGGCAGCAGAUAUUUGUAUCAGAGAAGAAGAGCUUAAGCAGUCUGUAGCUACAGCUAGCUCGAAUUCCUUUCAACCACCAACUGCUACAAAGACAACCGGCGAAGACGAUGGCACCAAUGGCGAGGUAGCUGACGUUGCUGGUACGUCGUCGCCUAAAAAAGAAGGAUUUUUCGAUAAUAAGUUAUUUGAUUACCUGGAAAAACUUUGCGAAAAUUCCUCCUCUGACCCGCCGGUGUUUCCGUUUGAAUGGCAGGAUAAAAAACUGGCAAACUCAGGACUGACAAGCCCAUCUCAACAUACGGAAGUUAACAACCCAAAGUCAUCUGGCCCGCCUGUCUUCGUACCUUUUCCACUUCUGAAUGGCGAGGCUCACCUGGAUGGACCUUCUACAGCCGUUAAUGGGGACAAAGAUGCUCUUUCGGAUAUCGUCGAUAUGGAACAUCCAGACAUAGUGGAUGAGAGUGAUGAGGAUCAGCACUCGGCAGAUGAAGAUGAAGGAUGGGCGAGCAAGGAGCCAUCGCAAGUUGAUAGCGGCAAGGGAAAGAUGCCACAGCAGUCUAUCGAGCCAGCUACCCAGAAAGAAGAAAAGGGGUUUGGUUUCCUACGCGCAGGCCAAGGAAUAUGCCUAGAAAAUAUGUAUCUCUCUCUGAUUCCUGUAAGAGCAUCCGUGCUUUUCAAGGGUAUCGAUGUCCCUAGAUUGAAACACCUAUCCCUUCUCAACGUGGGCUCCCAAGCGGCAUUCUGGUCCAUGUUGAGCAAGCUGCCAGAUCCAGUUCAGCUGACCUCUAUCCAUACGGAUCAUGUUACCGAUGCGUUUCUUCAUGCCCUGAGUGGUCUCGAGUGGGUCACUGAACUGUUUUUGUUUGAACAAAACCAGAAGACUUCCAAAGUGGCCCCUCUAACACCACCAACUACGGUCGGCGUAGAAGAUCUUCGACAAAAAGUGUUGAAGAGCCAUCUAACCCGCCUUCGUCGGUUGGUUAUUCGUAACGAACACAAUUCUGGGUGGAGGCUCGGUGUCAAGUCCAUCUCCACCCUAGCAAACCGUGGCGCCAACCUAAAAGAACUAAUGAUUGAGGUGAACUCAGAGGGCUUGCAUUUCCUUAUGCAGAAAAUCACCAAGUUCCGUUGUCUAUCGGCUCUGCAUAUUCUGUUCAACAUUCGUGAUAACAGCACCACCUUUUUGCGGGAAAUGCGCUACAAUCUCGCCGAUACCAUUUGCCAUUGCCCAUCUAUUCCGUUGCAAUACAUCGGUCUAUCUAACUCUAAUACUCGGGCAGGCGCCAUGCACGUGACGCAGCUACAAAGGAGCCGCUCGCGCCUAUCUGUUAUCAGUUCUGGGGAGCCGGUAAGCUCUGAUGCAAGCCCAACAGAUGGGUAUGAUACUGAUGACGAGGUUGAGCGAUCUUCCCCGAUCCUGAAAAAGGACCUGAAGCGCUCUGCGGUUGAAGGAGUCAAGAUGUGGCAGCGUGAUGCCUGGGGGAUGAAGCUGUAG
Messenger RNA from Talaromyces rugulosus, 2820 nucleotides. RefSeq lists its product as uncharacterized. Gene Ontology annotation, molecular function: protein binding. The transcript has 4 exons. The coding region runs from base 1 to 2820 and encodes 939 amino acids. The record is from RefSeq and is a predicted model, not a curated record. Lineage: Eukaryota; Fungi; Ascomycota; Eurotiomycetes; Eurotiales; Trichocomaceae.